Messenger RNA from Cryptotermes secundus, 810 nucleotides. RefSeq names its product heme transporter hrg1-A. Gene Ontology annotation, biological process: heme transport. The record is from RefSeq and is a predicted model, not a curated record. Gene Ontology annotation, molecular function: heme binding; heme transmembrane transporter activity. The transcript is spliced from 3 exons. Gene Ontology annotation, cellular component: lysosomal membrane; plasma membrane. NCBI's taxonomy places the organism in Eukaryota, Metazoa, Arthropoda, Insecta, Blattodea, Kalotermitidae. The coding region runs from base 107 to 478 and encodes 123 amino acids.
CACGUGACGUCAUCGCGGCCAUGUUGCCCACCAUAAACGAAGAGUUUUCGGGAGUGAUUGAGACUGGUGUUAUCCUUUGUAUAAUUUAAUAUUGUUUAGUUUCAAAAUGUGUAAUAACUGUAAACAGUGGUUUCAUCUUGUAAGUAGUAUUAUAGGAAUAAUUCUUGGAGGAGCUGCAUUUGUCGUAUUUUUCUGUGUGUAUGAGAAUAUAGAUGCCGGCUUCUGGGGAUUUUUAUCUGGUGUGUUUGCCAUGGUAUGCUUCCAUUUGCACUAUCUUCAUAUUCGGCAGAAGCUAGACACAUGGCACUCGGCGGAUACACUUAGAGGUAUCAAGGUGCUAGGCAUGAUGGGUACUUUGGCAGGAAUGGCUGGUCUGAUCUGGUACAUCUUUAUUGCACAGUAUCACCACAUACGUAACUGUGAUGCCUGUGCGUACCAGCAUGUACAUUGCUGCGGUAUGGUCGUUCAUGACAGCUAAGUGGGGACUAUCGCUGUUUCUGUAUUGUCGUAUGUAUGUGAGGAUCCUUGUGGGACAUGACCCCCCACUGAUCAGCAUCUGAUGAAAUAUCCAACUCCUAUUUGCCUCUCUGUGCUACAUGCCAAUGUCUUUGGGUUUUAUUUUGUAUCAUGUACUCAUCUGUGACAUUCAGAUGUCAUCAUUUAGUCCACAUGGCCUUUCUUUAAGCUAUCAAAGCCAUACUGAGAAUUACUCCAUUAUUGAGGACAAUGUUAUUUGAUUAUAGAACAGUAAGGCUCUUGUUCUCUGUCAGAUAUAUUGACACAAUACAUGAAACCAAUUGCAGCAAAUGA